This is a messenger RNA of Strongylus vulgaris, 392 nucleotides long. The record is from the annotation of a GenBank genome assembly. Lineage: Eukaryota; Metazoa; Nematoda; Chromadorea; Rhabditida; Strongylidae.
CUAUCGAAAAGCUUGAUGAUAUCGUCGAUGCUGCUGAUCAGUUGGACAUGGAGGUGGAAUCGCAUAAGUCUCAACUUCAACCUUUACUUGCUCAAGCCGAUGCUCUGGAUAGAGAUGUGGAAGCUGCCGAGAACGUUGUUGAUGCGCUUAUCUCAAGAACUCUAACAGAUCCUGCAAUCGCAAGGGCAACCCGUCAAGAUUUAGCGGAUCGCGAUGCGCAAUUUGCUGCAUUGUCACAGCGCGCUGCUGCUAUUCACGCCGCGUUGCCUGGGAAGUCGAGCGCAAGUCGCGACACUACACUGUCAGCGCUUGGUGACAAACUGUCGCGAUUGGAAUCCAUGCUGAUUUCUUCACAUGGAACUCCAUCGCGAUCGAUUGCCGAUGCAACACCA